GCCUGUAGUUGGGUCCUGCACAGCAGCCCGUGCGAGGUUGUCCUGGAGACCCCGCGCUGCCUGCACCUCUAUCGUCUCGGUUGUCAUGGAUGAUGAAGACGGCAGGUGCCUUCUCGAUGUAAUUUGUGACCCAGAAGCUCUCAAUGACUUUCUUCAUGGAUCUGAGACCCAUUUGGACACUGACGACCUUUUGGAUGGUGCGAGUGACCCCUCCAGCUCGUUCUUCUCUACCACUGGGGGCCAUGUUCCAGAGGUCCAGCCCUCAGCCCAGCUGUCGGCCAGUGAACCGGCAGGCCUGCCCAGAGUCAGUGUCGACCUGGACUUCCUCGAGGAUGAAGACAUUUUGGGUGGAUCCCCAGGUGGUGAUGGUGGAAGCAAUGGCAUUGGGACAAAUCAUGAACCAUGUGACAUCCUGCAACAGAGCUUGGCAGAAGCCAAUAUCACAGAGCAAAGCUUACAGGAGGCAGAGGCUGAGCUGGACCUGGGCUCCUUUGAAAUUCCAGGCCUUACACAGGUGGUUCAGACGCUACCUGAUGCCAGCCUCUCUGGGGCUGGAGGAACUGCUGUUGGUGUAGGCUUAGGUGUUGGUGUUGGGGGAGCAACGGCAAUUUUCCCUGGGUCAGCCACAAGCGCCACUGCUACUCCCCCCAAUGCCACAGCUGACAUGCUGGGGUCAGUUCUUGCUCAACAGGGCCUUCAGCUCCAAUCCCAGGUCAUGAACAAGGCAAUUAGUGUUCAGCCAUUUAUGCAGCCUGUGGGCUUGGGAAAUGUGACACUUCAACCCAUUUCAAGUCUCCAAGCUCUUCCUAAUGGGAGUCAGUCUGGACAUCUGGGUAUCGGACAAAUUCAGGUUGUGGGUCAGCCCACAGUCAUGACUAUCAAUCAGUCUGGACAACCAAUCCUGGCUAAAGCCAUGGGUGGAUACCAGCUACAUCAGUCUGGGCCAGAGGUAUCAGGUUCUGGUACUCAGCCGGGGAUUGGAGGCUCAGGAGGCGGACUUCUGAUCCAAGGUAAUAAAGCCACUUUAGGAUCUCCUGCUUUAAAUGGACCAGCCGUUUGUGUCAGCAGCACAAUCAGCAGCGGUGGUGGUACAAUGACUGCUCCUGCUGGGCUCUUGGGUUUUGGCAGCAACACCAUUAGUUCAGGAAUUGGACCCCAGCAGACUCAAACACAAGGCCAAAUCAUGCAGAAUGUGAUUAUACAACGCACACCAACACCCAUUCAACCUAAACCCCCUCAGGGGGGAGCCAUCCAACCGAAACUCUUCAAGCAGCAGCAGCAGCCACAGCAGCAGCCACAGCAAGCACCCCAACCCCUGCAAAACGAUGCCCACAAGGCUCUAGGGCUGCAGCAGCUACCAGUUUCUGCUGCUCAGAAUGUAGCGUUCCUGACGGGAAAGCCUGGCUCUAACGUUGUCCUAAGUACUCAAGCCACAACACAAGGCACCCAGUUUCAACAAACGCUAUUCAAGCAACAAGCAGCACAAGCAUCCGGCAAGCCCCUUAGUGUACACUUGUUAAACCAACCAGGUAGCAUCGUUAUUCCCCCUCAGACUGUCCUGCAAGGUCAAAAUCAUCAGUUCCUCCUGCCACAGCUUCAGGCAGGUGGCCAGAUUCUGACUCAGCACCCUGGGGGCCACAUCAUAACUAGCCAAGGUCCUGGUGGGCAGCUCAUUGCAAACCAGAUUUUAACAGCAAACCAGAACAUCAACUUAGGUCAGGUGUUGACUUCACAGGGCCACCCUGCCCACAUCCUCUCUGGACCCAUACAGCUCCAGCCUGGCCAGAUGGGCACACCCACCCUCUUUCAGAUGCCUGUCACAUUAGCCCAGAGUCCAAGCCUGGCACAGACACACACUGUCUCAGGUCAUGCCCAGACAGUCAUACAAGGCAUGCCAAUCCAGAACUCCUUGACCAUGCUGAGCCAGGUGGAGGGACUUAGCCCAGCAGUCACACUUCAGCCAGCCCUGCAACCUCAGCCAGGUGGGGUCCCCAACAGCAGCAGCAGCACUGGUGCAGCAUCUAUGGGUCAAGGCCAGACUGGAGAGUGUGUGACUGUGCUGGGAAGCUCCACAGACCAGGCUGCUCAUCCCACUCAGCAGCAUGUUCCACAGCAGUCCCCCAUCCUCACAAUGCAGCCAGCUUCCUCUGUGUCCACGACGAUCACAGUACCCUCCUCUUCUCCGUCCAUGUCGGUGUCCACCAGUUCGCCUGUCACAGCAGUGGGGCUGGUCCCCCAUCAGGCUCAGCACAGUCCAGGAAGGUUACUGCUCACCAACCAGGGCUCCAGCAUGAUCUUGAGCCAGGAGUCUCUGCAAAUGUUUCUGCAACAGGAGCAGCACCACCAAACAGAGAAUGAGUCAACCCCCUCUGUGGGCGUACCAGCGUCUGUAAUCGUCAGCAGCAACAACAUCACUGCUCUGGCCCCCGCUGUCCAUGACAGUCAAUUAGCUGACUCUUGGGUGGGUCAGAGCCACAGCCCUUGCCCUGGCCCCUCCCACAUGACAGCAGUGGUAAAGCAGAUACCCUCCGGUGGACAUCAGCAGCCCCUGAAGAUCCAGGGUAUGUCCCCAUCAACGGCCUUGUCCACAGCUCCCCCUGUGGCAGACAGACCACAACCUUCCCAGUCCCCUCUGACUCUGAGCCAGCAGAUCCAGUCUCCACACCAUCAACAGCAGUCACGUCCUACUUCUCAGCCUCAGCCACAGUCCCAAACUCCUUCUCGCUCCUGUACGCCCUCAUCUCACCCUCCACUCUUUAUUGUUCAUAACCAGAUUACAGAGUCUCCCCAACCAGUUCCACAAGGCCAGCCGCAGCAAACACAGCUUCAGCAGGCGCACAUUCAAGUGCAGCUUCAGACUCAGCCACGGCCACCCUCUCAGCCUGCCCCUUAUCAACAAGAUAUGCCCCCUAUGUCACAGUCACCCAAGCCUCCUCCUGCACCACCCGCACAACAUCAGUUUACUUCGCCUCCUGUUAGCACUGCUGCUACUGCUGUAGUGAAAGCCCAGGUUCCCAUUCAGGGCCUGACAACAGAGCAGCAGCACCACCUUCACUUAGUAGGAGCGCAGAUUCAGACCUUGUCAGGCAUCGCUCAGCCCUCACCUCAGCAGAAACAGUUACUGGAUAAACUGCACCAGGUCCAGCAGAAUAUCCUCCUGCAGGUCAAGCAGACUGCACAACCCCAGGCUCAAGCUCCCAGUCAGUUCAGUUCUCAGCAAGACGUGCCUGUCGAUAAAGUCGUGCUUGCAUCAACACCCAGCACUGGAACUCCUGCUCAACUCCCUUCUGUGCUGCAGUCGACACCAGUGCUCGUAAAAACUCCUGCUACAGCAUCAAGUGACUUAAAGGUAUUCUCAGGAGCCCAAGGGCCAGCUGGAGCAAUGGUGAAUCAGACUGUCACUCCUGCAAGCCUUACCCAGCCUGCACAGGUUCAGCCAAAGCCAGGAGUGAUCAGCUCAGUUGGAGGGAUGACUCUGGGGAAAGGUGGGUUGCAGAUACAAGUGUUAGGAGCUAGUCUGACUCAAAUGCCUGCUCCACAGCCCCAAGCUCCAGCACAAACUCAGACGACGACAACAACAACAAUAAAGAUGCCUUUCAGUGCAGAGCCCAGCAAAGAAGCCAAGAUUCUAGAACAGGUGAGGAAACAGCAGGGUUCGGUUCUUCACCCAAACUACAGUGCACCUUUCCACUCUUUUGACGACACGCUGCACAGACUGCUGCCUUACCACCUCUACCAGGGAACUGCCAUCUCUUCUCAAGACUAUCAAAAAGUGGAUGAUGAAUUUGAGAGAGUCUCCUGUCAGCUGCUGAAAAGGACCCAGGCUAUGCUGGAUAAAUAUCGCUACCUGCUCUUUGCUGAGUCAAAAGCCUUUAAACCUGAGCAGAGACUGGGCCCCUCAGCAGAGAUGGUGAUGAUUGACCGAAUGUUCAUUCAGGAGGAGAAGGUUGCAUUGAAUCAGGACCGGAUUCUGGCCAAGGAAAGACCAGAGGAGUUCGUAGCAAACGCUCGCUUGUUGGAGAGAGUAGUUUCAUCCCAAGAGAAGUCCUCUUCUGCUGAGCAAACCUCAGGGAGUGGAGCUGUACCUGCUGCUGACGCCCCCACUCCUGCACCUGCUGCUCCGGCCACAGUCCCUCCUCCAAACAUCACACACAAACCUCCUGCUGCACCUACCGCAGCUCCAACUCCUGCUCCAGUGUCUGCGCCACCUUCUGCUCCAGUGUCUGCUCCACCUUCUGCUCCAGCUUCUGCUCCAGCUUCUGCUCCAGCUUCUGCUCCAGUUUCUGCUCCAGUUCCUGCUCCUCCUGCCACCACCUCUGUCACCCCAUUCCCUCCUACUAAACUGGUAAUAAAGCAAGGUGGAGGUGGAGCCUCUGUGUCAUGGUCGAGCAGCUGUCCACCACCUCCAGCUGCAGGCGCGAGCAAACUGGUGGCUGAACCCACCAGCCACAGCUCGUCCAUCAGUCGCACGCCAGCAGCCUCCUCCUCUUUCUCAUCCUCGUCCUUCAACUCUCAAGCGGCUGAUGAUGACGAUGCUCUCCCGCAGAGAACCAGCAAACCGCCGAUCAAGACCUACGAGGCUCGCAGGAGAAUUGGCUUGAAGCUGAAGAUCAAGCAGGACCAAACUGGUUUUAGUAAGGUGGUCCAUAACACGGCCUUAGACCCAGUGCACACACCUCAACCUCAGCUGAGCAGCCAGUCCACAUCCCAGCCUCAGCCUGCUCUACCACAUCCAAAGUCUGUUCUUUUAUCUACUCCUUCUACUACAGUCAUCAGAACUCAGUCCCCCAUAUGCACUGCUUCCUCUGAAUCACCAGUCUCAAUAACGACCCCUCAGUGUAACCCAACACUGAGAGGUAAUUUCCCUCCCAACACAGCCCCAUCUUCCUCUACCUCUUCUUCUCAUACUUGGUCGUCAUCCUCCUCCUCGUCCACUCAAAUGAAUGGGACUGUGGAUCAUCACGAAGUAGGAGGGAUCAAACAUAACCCCGCCUCCACUGCCAAUCCCUCACCGACGACCUGUCGCCUUCCCCUUCGAAAAACAUACCGGGAAAACAUUAGUCCCCGGGUCAGACCUGGUGUUCCUGGGGGAGGAGACGAGAAUCUUUCCUACCCCAGACCCACACCAUCUCCCCCCAGGCACGAGGCCUCAUCUCCUCCCUCAGAGCGGACAGUGAUAGCCAGUGUGAAGGUGGAGAAAAGAGGCAGGGAGGCCUCACACACGCUCACGGAGUUGGGCCAUGAAAGGAGUCGUUUAGGGAGUGCAAUGCAGGGGCUGAACGAAGUGGACGAAGUGUUCAACCGUGGGAUAAAACCCACACACCAUCACCUCCCACACCUCCUGGAAAAGGAAGUGGCAAAGGAGAGAGUGGAGGAAAACAAAGACCAAGAGACUGAUGUAAGUAAGUACAAGCGGGCAGGGGGGAAAAAUAGACACAGAGUAGGUGGGACAUUCAGAAUGGACCAGCAUGCCCCUGGGCCUCCCUCCCCAGAGUCCACUUUCACACGAGACUCUUUACUUCCUGCCAAACGUUGCAAAUCAGACUCUCCCGACAUGGAUAACGCCAGCUUCUCCAGCGGCAGUCCCCCGGAUGACUCUCUGAACGAGCACCUGCAGUGUGCCAUCGACAGCAUCCUGAACCUGCAGCAGGAGCCCGCUGCCCAUGGGCACCACAUCAAAGGGGGCAACAGGUCCCACCAACACCAAAGCCAGCGCCCAGGGGGCUCGGCAGCUUCGUCUCACAGACCCUCGGUCCCACCCCCCUCCUCUGCUUCCUCGUCCCCCUCCCUGGCCCAGCACCCUCAGGUCGGUGGUCGUGGCCACAACGGCAGCCUGGUACCCCAGACUCAAAGUAGAUAACAGCCCCUCAGCCCCAGGCCGGACUAACGAGUGGGAACUAAGAGACAGACUUGGAGGCAGGGAAAGGGGGGGUCACUGUGAAAACAGUAUCACUGUACUACUCUGCCAAGCUGUGUUGGCUUUGUUUGUCCAUUUGAAUUGUCCUGACAUUUCUUUGUCAUUUACAGUCUGAGGUAGACCCGCGGUGGAAGAAGCGUGUGUGCGAUCUAAGGUAAAAAAAGAAAAAAACACGGUUGUGACCCGUCAAGUUUGCGAAACAAGAUAAAAUUAUCAGAGGUUGCUGUUCUCAAUUCAUACAUUCCUUUCAUGUGGCAUGAGCACCAGUUCAUCUCAUCUGAACAGUGUCCAAGUGAGCAUCAGGUUGUUUUAGCAGUCGACUGCCUUAUUUGUUUACCUGCAGCUGAGAGAAUAUAAUCAGAUUUGUACUCUUAUCAAGAGAGAGUCCUCAAACAAUAAAUAAACUCAAGCUUGGUUACACCACUCACAAGGCAACUGCUUUGUUUCAGCUGGCAUAAUCAAGUCGCCCCAUCAUCCAUUUUUACCAAUAAUUAAUGUAGACAUCACAUUAGAUAAAAGGUUGUCGAUGACAUAAUUUACAAAAAUUGUGAAGUUGUUUUCCUGUUCACUGCUCGUGGAUUCUGUGUCAAGAUGUAAAGAACAUGUAAGGAAAUUCAGUUUAGUUACUGCUUUUAAUGUCUGAUGAUUUUCCAAGGUCUUGAUUUCCGACGCAUCCACACACACACCUGCCCUUCUGUAACUUGUGAUGCCAGUUUAGGACUUUAUGCAUUUUAGUCAGCAGGGGGCAGGCCAGUUUUAACUGUUAAUUUUUCUCUAGUCUCAAGUCUGUUUGUUUCAUAUUUCUGCAACUGUGCCCCUGCCUCCUGUGAGUGAGUGUGUGUGUAUGUGUGUAUGUGUUUGUGUGUUUUUUAAAGCCUGGUGGACAAUUUAAACCCAAACACAGCACAAGCAUUGAAAUGGAAAAAAAAGGAACAAUAAUAUUGUACAAAAAGACGGUGAGAGAAUUUGAAGUAUAGUAUUACAGAUUAAUUUUGUAUUGUAUUUAUUGUGUAUAAUGACACUUUUUAAGAAAUGUACAUUUAGUAAAACUGUAAAUUAAACCUUGCUUCUUUUAUGAAACAUA
Solea senegalensis (Senegalese sole) is the source of this 7001-nucleotide messenger RNA. It is a transcript of the gene bicra, whose product is annotated as BRD4 interacting chromatin remodeling complex associated protein. The record is from RefSeq and is a predicted model, not a curated record. The transcript is spliced from 15 exons. NCBI's taxonomy places the organism in Eukaryota, Metazoa, Chordata, Actinopteri, Pleuronectiformes, Soleidae. Bases 86 to 5860 code for a protein of 1924 amino acids. Gene Ontology annotation, biological process: positive regulation of DNA-templated transcription. Gene Ontology annotation, cellular component: SWI/SNF complex.